Anneissia japonica is the source of this 684-nucleotide messenger RNA. Its product is annotated as ATP synthase mitochondrial F1 complex assembly factor 2-like. Gene Ontology annotation, biological process: mitochondrial proton-transporting ATP synthase complex assembly. The record is from RefSeq and is a predicted model, not a curated record. The transcript has 3 exons. Lineage: Eukaryota; Metazoa; Echinodermata; Crinoidea; Comatulida; Comatulidae. The annotation marks the transcript as partial. Gene Ontology annotation, cellular component: mitochondrion.
CUACAGACAAGACUUACCAGUAGACUUGGUGGAACUCCAAACAAAUGAGUGGGAUCCAUUGUUGGAGUGGUUCAACAAUCGAUACGAUACAGACGUUACAUCCACGAUGUCCAUCAUGCCACCAACGAUACCUGAAGACACUAGAUCAAAGCUGCAGCAUCAUCUAAUGACUCACAAUGACUGGGCAUUACUCGGGUAUGAAAGUGCGGUGCAAUCCUUGAAGUCACUGGUGGUAGCGUUUGCUCUGAUGGACCGACAUAUUCACGUUGAGAGAGCCAUGGCAUUAUCAAGAUUAGAAGAGCAAUUUCAAAUAUCUAAAUGGGGAGAAGUAGAAUGGGGGCACCGAAUUGAUCAUAUGGAUCUGCAAGCAAGAGUUGCAGCUGCAACAUUAUUUGUCCACCUGGUAACAGAAACAGCGCAUAUCAUUAAGAAAAUCGCAGUAUGACACCUGUAGAAUCCAGUGUUAAAUUUGAAUGUGAUUGCUGGAAACAAUAAGGGGAACAGAAUCAUCAACACUUUGGAAAGGGGAUGAAGGACUAACAACAAAAAAUAAUUCAUGCAGAAUAAAAAUAAAUACAAUCUAACGUCGCAAUUCAAAUUAAUGUACAUUUGAACUCAUGAUGUAGCAUGUAAUCCUGUAAAUUAUGUUCCAUAUUUGGAUGAUUAAAAGUAUACCUAAUAUAA